Molecule: messenger RNA, 1494 nt
Organism: Daldinia caldariorum
Lineage: Eukaryota; Fungi; Ascomycota; Sordariomycetes; Xylariales; Hypoxylaceae
Exons: 3
Coding region: 400-1215 (271 amino acids)
Source: RefSeq, a predicted model, not a curated record
CACUGUAAUACUCAAAUGUAGCCUACCUUACCUGAGUUCUCGGAUAACGAGCCUGAAUUAUACCCGAUAGAAUUACAACUUUCCAUACUAAUAAAGAUGAAAAUACCAUCAUAGAGACAAAACAACCAGUAUAUUGAGAUAAUCACCUCACAACUAUACCAAAGGAAAUCUUCGGUACUAGAGGUCCAGUUAGAUACCUAGGUAUCUAGCUCAUACCGUAGCCUGGCCAGAUCUCACAACUGGAGAGGGUUCGAUUGCUCCCACGCAUAUACACUCUUAAACAUACCUACUACUAAACGAAUUAGCAUCAUGGAGGCAGGAAGAAGAGGUAAAACACUCUCUACACUAUUCCUCAUCUAAGUUCAAGCCAAAGUUAUCUGUUCGUGUAUAGCCACAAAAAUGCAGAAUGACGAUACGGCGGAGUUUCUCGUCGAUCACCUCAAAAAAGAUAUUUUUGAAAUACGCCCCCAGAAGAUGCCAAUUAGCUUUUUACGGCGUGUGCCAAGGCGCGUGAAUGAUCCGGAACACAUUGGAAGGCCUUCUGAUGUCGAAAAUAGGGACGGCAACAAGGGCCGAGUGACGAUGAAGCUUAGCAUAGCAGCACUCAGUCGGAUGCGGAUGCGGAAACUUCAGAUAGAGCUUACCAACCGAAUCAUGAGGAUGCAUUUCUUUAAAGAGCUUCCUGAGGAUUGGGAAAAUUUGUUAGAAAAGUACAUUACCGCAACUCGCGAUAACGACUACAUCAAAACUUGCGUCGAUCGAGGUAUGCACGAUCCUUUUCUUAUCAAAAGUGAGAGGAAAGUGGAUGCCGCCGUACUUCAAGCAGCUCUCUCGGAGAUUCCGGCGGAAAAGCUUGACAAAGGGCUAUUCAACAUGCGAGGUAGGGGCAGGACACCAAAGUUCAACCUCGUUCCCCCCUUGGAGAAAACCCCAACAGCUAUUGGGGACGAGAUGAUUCAGAAACAGCGAACCGAAGAAUUCGUAACGCGAGUUAUAGUUUCCGCCAUAGGAGGCGCGUUUCUAAUCGUCCCUGUUUGGAUAAUGGUGUUGGUAAAAUCUACAUACACGUCGCUUAUAACGACAACCGUGUUCGUAUUCGUAGGCGGCUUUGCAGCAGCAGCGGUACUCAAGGAUAACCUCCAGGUCGUUUCGGUGACGGCGGCAUACGCGGCUGUACUGGUUGUUUUCGUCGGUGCAAAUGGUCCUUCGACAUAGACAUAGACGUACUCUGUUUGGGAUCUCAUUGCACUUACUGCCUCCCACACACUCGAGUUUCCUACAGAUAUCUAUGAAGAAAGAAAGGGUCAAUGUAAUUUUAGGUAUAUUAUAUAUUGUUACUAAUAUGAGGGGGCUACAUUUACCCAGCUAACAUGGAGACUUUUCUGGGGCAUUUAAAUAAUAUUAUCCAUGCCUUUGAAAGGUCCCCAAAUAGGAGAAAAUACCAGUCCCAGAUUUAGGUACAGAAGGUAGAUAGAGUAUGAUUGCAAGACAAAC